Molecule: messenger RNA, 1580 nt
Organism: Coccinella septempunctata (seven-spotted ladybird)
Lineage: Eukaryota; Metazoa; Arthropoda; Insecta; Coleoptera; Coccinellidae
Product: protein snail homolog Sna-like
Exons: 2
Coding region: 161-1195 (344 amino acids)
Biological process (GO): regulation of DNA-templated transcription
Molecular function (GO): RNA polymerase II cis-regulatory region sequence-specific DNA binding; DNA-binding transcription factor activity, RNA polymerase II-specific
Source: RefSeq, a predicted model, not a curated record
CAGGAACCCAGAAUACCGUCGUACCACCGACCGUGAAUGUGCAACUGUCAGUUCGUUUCAGUUGGUUCAGUGAACAAGACACGUUCGUUGAUCGUCAGUGAGACUUGGAUUUUACGUAUAACAGUUUUGUGAAUUUUCAUUUUUCCCCUUGGAUAUUACUAUGCCUGUGUCCAUGAUGGCGAAGAAUUAUUCGAAUUGCCCGCUGAAGAAGAGGCCCGUCUACAUCGUUGAUGACAUUAAAGAUGAACCUGAAGAUCUGAGCACGAAACCCAAGGAUCUCAGCAAACCUGGACAGAUUUCAUCUUCGAGUUCCCCAUGUCUGCCAAGUCCGACCAGUAGUACCAGUACCAGCACACCCCCACCGUACUUCGACUACCCCUCAACCUCCCCAGUCUCAUCGCCGUCACCUCCAGCGAUCUACCACCCCAUCCCUUAUCACCCAGCCUCCUUGAGCCCAGAAUACGCUCCCCAGACCUGGCACAACAGCGUGGCAGCGCCGCCUUACCCUUACGGAUUCAUGCCAUACGGAUACCACCACCACGAGUACGUGAUGAGGUCCACAUCGCCCUACAGCGACAGCUCCCUGUCACCCCCGCACCAACCUACUCACCCCUUGAUACCGCUGGCCAUCAAACCGCCACCCUACAGCGACCAAUCGUCUCUGAGUCCAAAUUCGUCAACGGCUUCGCCGCCUCCGGAAAUCAGCGACAAGGGUCGCCAGGCCAACCGCCACCAGUGCCCGGACUGCGGAAAGAGCUACUCCACCUUCUCCGGGCUCUCCAAACACCGCCAGUUCCACUGCGCCGCCGGGGACGGUCCCAAGAAGGUCUUCAACUGCAAGUACUGCGAGAAGGUGUACGUUUCCCUGGGCGCCCUCAAGAUGCACAUCAGGACGCACACCCUGCCCUGCAAGUGCGAGAUUUGCGGAAAGGCCUUCUCUCGCCCCUGGCUUUUGCAGGGACACAUCCGCACCCACACCGGAGAGAAACCUUUUUCGUGCACCCACUGCAACAGGGCGUUCGCCGACAGGUCCAACCUAAGGGCCCAUCUGCAGACGCACUCCGAGGUGAAGAAGUACUCGUGCAAGACGUGCAACAAGACCUUCUCCAGGAUGUCCCUGCUGACCAAACACGCCGAAGGUGGUUGCUUGGGAAACCCGAACCUGAUGCGUAUGCCUUCAGAGAAAAUGUACUAAUCCUGUAAGGGCCCAAGUCGCAAAGUACAAAUUCCGAAAGUGUGUGCCUUGAUAGUCAGACUGAAUUUCAUACAGAGCUUUGAUAUAUAACUUAUUGAAAUUUUUCGUUGUACAUAACGAGUUUAUUUUAAAGAUUAUAAGUUUUUUUUUUUCUUUUGGAAACAACGUUUUUGUAAAUAUCCGAAUGCGAGUUCAAAUUUAGUCAGUUUAAUCUUGUAAAUACGUUGUACAGUAUUAAUUUUUAGUUAUUUAUUUUAUAUAUUAUCGAAAUGAUUGUUCUAGUCAGGGGAGCAAAAUUUCCUCCCUAGUGUACAUAUUGCCAUUUGAUAGUGCCUUAUCAAGAUAUAUUGAAGAUCUAUUAUUAAAAUGUUAUUUUCAAUAUUUA